AAUUGUGACGUAAUAAUGAACCGUGACGUCACGGGAAAAAGGCUACGUCACAGUGGGGGUACUUUAUCUAGGGAUCUCGUAGAUUUCACCAUAUCGAAAUCUCACUUCGAGCAGGAACAAAUGAUGAUGACGUCAUGCUAUUACGUCACGGUGGUAUUCAUUGCUAUGACGUCAGGUAUAUGUGCUGGCUUUCUGCAGAUACAUCCAGCAGAAGAAGCAUUGCCGUCUAAUAACCCGCGAGGUUGUGUAUUUGGUCGUCAGUUCCACGUCAUCGGAUCAUCAUGGCACCCAAACCUUGGUCGUCCAUUUGGAAUCAUGUAUUGUGUCACGUGUCAGUGCGUCAAAGAGACCACUGGGCGUUUCAAACCAGACGGACAACCAAAGGAAGUUACUCGGGUCACGUGUCAUGACGUAAGAAAGGACUGCCCCCACGUCACGUGCAAAGGGGCCAAGGUACCCAGGGGAGGAUGCUGUAAAGUUUGCCCAGACGAUACAGAUACAAUUGUGACGUCAGCCGAAGAAUUUUCAUCGAAAAAUGGUGAUGUUCCGCUGCCAUUGGAUAUCACUGAAGAAAAAUCAAUUAACCACGACGACUCAAAGGCUGGUGUUGAUGAGAAGACAAAAAGUUAUGUUGCACUGUUAACCAGCAAUGAUGGUGGGCCAUUGUUACGAGCUACGUUUAACCUGCACAGGGAUAAUCUGCAUUUUACGAUCCAGUAUUUGAGGUCAACCAAACCCACCAUUAUAGAAAUGCUGACUAAUGAUGAUGUCACAAUAUACACUCAUGUAACUGAAAUGUCACCAAAGCCAGGACAACCUAUUGUUUGCGGGGUAUGGCGUAAUCUACCAAAACACGUUGUUAGCUCCUUAGAUAAAAGGUUGUUGACUCUCAGAGCUGUUUUUGUCCAAACUGGUGCCAAUAUGACAUCACAAGGUCAAAUAAUACGACACAGAGCAUUGAGUCGAGAAACUUUUAGUUCGAUUUUAUCCACGACACCUCUAGAUGGAGCUAGUGGAGCAAUUGCGAUGAUCACCCUUGGCCGACAUCGAUUCAAUAAACUUCAUUUUGCCAUUUUACUCAGACGAUCUUCUGUGACAUCACAACCCACCACAAUCACUGUGCGAUUACUCAACAAUCAAAACAGAACGUUGCGAUCAACCGAGAAAACUCUUCAACCCUCAAGUAAUGAGCUAGCUGAUGUGUGGUCGACAAAUUCUGAAAUCCUUCGAAGAUUGGGUGAUGGUUCACUUCAUAUACAGAUGGUUGCUAGGACAACAGGGUCACGUGAUAAACAAAGCUACAUCGGCAGCGUGAGAGCAAAAACAACUUGUGACCUGUUGCAAGCUGUUUUAUCUGGAAGUGACUGUAGCCUACCAGCCAGUACAGGAGCAGCUGGAUCCGCGAUUCUGAAUAUUAAUUCUGACAACACUGUUUCUUACAAGGUGGCGCUAGUGGGUAUUUCAAGUCGGGUGACCUCAAUAUCACUGCUUGGAGACUACAGAAAGAAGCGAACACGCGUAGUAGCCGAUCUCACCCCACAAUUUGUGAAUGGGAAAGCCCAAGGAAGACUGGAAAACCUUAAUGGGAAAGAGAUACAUCUUUUACUAAGCAACCGUGUGCGUGUUGCCGUGGAAACUGAACAAAGCAAUAGUGGAGAGCUGGGUGGUCAUGUGACUUCUCUCCUUUAUGGAGGCCACCAAGCUAGAUAUAAAGGCCUUCCAAUUCCUCUUGCUGGUUCUCUAGUACGACCCCCUGUAUUCACUGGGGCUGCAGGUCACGUUUGGCUUGAACUGAAUGAAGAAUGUCAUCUUUAUUAUGAAAUUGUUGUUUCUGGACUAAGCAAAGAGCGUGACACAACAUUAGCCGCACAUUUACACGGUCUCGCUGAAAUAGCUGAAACAGAAACUGGACAUAAACAACUUUUGAAAGGUUUCUAUGGAAAAGAGGCGCGUGGAAUAUUAAGAGAGUUAUCUUCAGAAAUAUAUGAACAUCUCAACCAGGGCAAUGCUUUUGUACAGAUUGCAACAAAGUCAAACCCAGGUGGAGAAAUACGUGGUCGUGUUCAUAUACCAAACACUUGCUCCAGGACAAUAGUUAACAAGGCUAACCAUAAACAAGAUACUUCAGACACAGACCAGAAUUCAUUAAGUGUUCCAAGCUCUGAUGUCACCACGUCACGGGUGACUGAUCUCGAUGCAGUGGUGCAUGACGGGGUAAUCCCAACAUACACCGAGCGUCGUUUGGAGCUUGACCCAUCCGCUUGUUACGUCAUAGACGAAUGGAAACCCCAUGGUAGUGAAUGGGCACCAGAUUACGACCCAAAAUGCACAAUAUGCGUUUGUGAGUCCGGUAGUUCACUUUGCGAUCCUGUUUACUGCCCGCCACUAGAGUGCGGCAGACCAGUGGCCACCGAAGGGAGCUGUUGUCCAGUGUGUAACGAUGGGUUUGGGGAAAUACCAACCAAGCAUGAUGAUGGGGCUUCUAUAGGAUCUCUGUUUGGGUCUCCAUUUACACAACUCGAUCAAAAAGAAGACGAGAAAGAAAAAGAGAAAGAAGGUUGCUACUACGGGGGCGAUGGACAAAUACACGCGAUAGGUUCAUGGUGGCAUCCAUAUUUUAAACGAUUCGGCCACGUAUCGUGCGUGAACUGCACGUGUAGGCCAGACGGUGAAAUUGUGUGUGGAAAAAUUACGUGCCCGCCAGUAACGUGCUCAAAUCCUAUCAAACAAAAUCCGAGAGAUUGCUGUAAAACUUGCCCAGAGGUCACACGUCACGAACUACGUCACGAAUCACGUGACCAUCGCAUGCAGGACGACAGCGUGUCCAGGAUGUGUCAGUUUGGUCGUGAGCUACGAGCACCCGGGGAAAAAUGGACGCUUGGAUAUCUGGGCAGAAGAAACCUUGAAUGUAUAGAAUGCGAAUGUGCUACCCAUGGUGUGAAACACAAGUGCCGCAAAAACUGUCCAGCUGUCAGUCAUGAAUGCAGUCGAGUGGAACGAAACGUUUCCGGUUGCUGCCCAUGGCGUUGCGCGGACCGUCAGAGGUCGACCGAGAGAUUUCCGUUUUCGUAAGAUGGUUUUCCACGCUUGCCUUUUUGUUUAUAUCACUGUUUGAUAUUGUGCCUGUGCUGUGGUUGCAUUACAUUCCAAUUACGUUUAAUAAACGAAGUAUUUUUUGACACAUUUCAUACAAAA
Messenger RNA from Ciona intestinalis (vase tunicate), 3195 nucleotides. The record is from RefSeq and is a predicted model, not a curated record. Lineage: Eukaryota; Metazoa; Chordata; Ascidiacea; Phlebobranchia; Cionidae.